AAUGAUUUCCCACAUUUGGCGCAACAGUUGCUUGAACAUGGUGCGGAAGUUAAUGCAAAAAUAAAUUCGGGAGAGACAGCAUUGCAUCUCACCACGGAUGAAAAUUUUCCUGAAUCGAUGCAAAUUCUGCUCGACCAUGGCGCGGAUGUAAAUGUUCAAGACGAAGAAGGUUGGACCGCUUUGCACAAAGCUGUGUUGAACAAUAAUUUAGACUUUGCGCAGAGGCUUCUGGAGCACGGUUCAGAAGUGAAUUUACAAACGAAAAAGGGACUUACUGCUCUUCAUUUCGCUGGGAACAAAAACCAUCAGGAAUUGGUGCAAAUUCUGCUCAACCACGGUGCCGAUACAAAUGUUCAAGACAGAAAUGGAUGGACUGCUUUGCACGGGGCCGUGCAAAGUAAUAAUCCACACCUCGUGCAAAAGCUUAUCGAGCACGGCGCCGAAUUGAAUUCACAAUCAAACAUUGGAUAUACUGCUUUACAUGCUGCAGUGGGUCUUAAUAAUUCUUGUUUGACACAAUUGCUGCUCGACCAUGGAAUAGACGCAAACCUCAAGGAUGAAUUAGGGAGAACCGCUUUGGGUAUUGCUGCAUAUGAAAAUUUUCCAGAAAUUUUUCAAAAGCUAGUAAAUCAUGGUGCCGAUUUGAAUUUAGAGGGAUGGUUUGAAGAGUCCGCCGCCUCGACCGACACUGAGGGACAAAUUUGUUUGAUGGACACUGUCGUGAGCAAAAACCAUCAUGAAAUUUUAAAAAUACUUUUAAACCAGGACGUCGAUGGCAAUAUUAGUAAAGCUCUUCUGCCACUUGCUGUGCUAAACAAUAAAUUAGAAUUAGUGCAAAUUCUUCUCGAAAACGGUACUGAAAUAAAUUCAAAAAUGUGUCAAGGAUGGACCGCUCUGCAUUUGGCCGUGGAAAAACAGAAUUACGAAUUGUUGAUCGUUCUUCUGAAACACAGCCCUGACUUAAAUUUAAAAAACGCCAGGGGAGAAACCGCUUUGGAACUUGCUGUCCUGUACAAGUACAAAGAAUUUGUGCAAACGCUAUUAGAGAACGGCGCUGAUGUAAAUUCACAAGAUCAAAGAGGAACCCCUCUGCACAUUGCUGUGGGUCCAAAUAAUGCCGAUUAUGAGUUGGCGCAAAUGCUUCUUGACCACGGCGCUGAUGUAGAUUUAAAAGCAGAAGGAUUUUCGGCACUGCACCUUGCUGUUCAAAACAAUGAUCCGGAAAUGGCGCUUAAGCUGCUCAAACGUCGUGCCAAUCCAAACCUCACGACAGACCAAGGAUUUUCCGCACUGCACCUAUCAGUGAUGGAUAAUUAUCCAGAGUUAGCGCUAAUGCUGCUUGAAAAUGGCGCUGACAUUAAUUCAAAAACUCAAACAGGUAUGACUGCUUUGUAUCUCGCUGUUAUGAACAAUAAUAAGCAAUUAACGGAGUUGCUACUUGAACAAGGUGCUGACUUAAAUAUCGUAAAUGAAGACGGAUAUACCGCUCUGCACUUCGCUGUGUUUAGAAAUUAUCCCGAAUUGGUGGAGACACUGCUCAAUAAAGGGGCUAAUACUAAUUUACAAAUACCAAAUGGCUCGACUGUUCUUCAUUUAGCUUUGCGCAAUCGUAACUCACAAUUGGUCUAUAAGCUACUAGACCACGGCGCCGAUGUCAAUCUUAAAGACAAUGAGGGAUGCACCAUUCUGCACACAGUUGUGAGAAACAACUUUCCUUUCUUGGUUGAAACGGUGAUCAACUGUGGAGCGGAUGUAAAUUCAAAAACGUUUAAAGAAUGGACUGCACUGCACUUCGCCGCGAAAAGAAAAAAUCAACCCCAGCUUAAAAUGUUGCUGGACAACGGCGCUGACAUCGAUGCACAGAACAAUGUUGGAGAUACUGCUCUACACAUUGCAGCACAGAAAUUCUUCCCAGAUUUGGUUCAAACACUUCUCGACCAAGGUGCAGAUUUCAGUUUGAAAAAUAAGGCGGGAGAUACUGCUGUGGACGUUGCCAAACGCAUGAAUGAUCCAGAGUUAGUGCAAAUGUUUGAUGUCAAGGUUGAAAAAGAAACCGAUAGCGAGAAGUAACACGGCU
Molecule: messenger RNA, 2077 nt
Organism: Cloeon dipterum
Lineage: Eukaryota; Metazoa; Arthropoda; Insecta; Ephemeroptera; Baetidae
Product: ankyrin-1-like
Exons: 1
Coding region: 118-2070 (650 amino acids)
Molecular function (GO): protein binding
Source: RefSeq, a predicted model, not a curated record